AUGGAGGCACUCGGCUGGACCAAGACCCGAUGGCCCUGGCAACAGUGUCUCCUCGGGCUGCUGCUGCAACUGUUUCUGGCUCUGUGCUUCUUCUCUUACCUGCGAGUGUCCCAAGACACGCCCUUGUGGUCCGCCAGGUCGGGGGCCGAUGCGGCAGAAGCUCUCGACGCGGCUCCCAACGGGUCCUCAGGGAUGGUGUCCUCCCAGGGGGCGCCCUGCCUGACCCCCCCUGGGUCCUCUGCCCGCCCGCCCCUGGUGCUCCUGCUGUGGACAUGGCCAUUCAACCGCCCCGUGCCUCUGUCCCGCUGCUCGGAGCUGUGGCCGGGCACGGCCGACUGCCGGCUGACUGCGGACCGCAGCGCGUACCCUCAGGCGGACGCGGUGCUGGUGCAUCACCGCGAGGUCAGCUACAACCCGAGGAAGCAGCUCCCCACGUCCCCACGGCCGCCGGGCCAGCGCUGGGUCUGGUACAGCAUGGAAUCGCCCAGCCACUGCGCGCAACUGAAGGCCCUGGACGGAUACUUCAACCUCACCAUGUCCUACCGCAGAGACUCGGACAUCUUCACACCCUAUGGCUGGCUGGAGCCGUGGCCCGGCCAGCCGGCCCCCACGGUGGUCAACGUCUCGGCCAAGACGGAGCUGGUGGCCUGGGUGGUGUCCAACUGGAGGGAAGACUCAGCCAGGGUGCGUUACUACCACCUGCUGAAAGCUCACGUCCAAGUGGACGUGUAUGGACGCUCCCACAAGCCGCUGCCGGAGAAGGCCAUGGCCCAGCAGCUGUCCCGGUACAAGUUUUACCUGGCUUUCGAGAACUCCUUGCAUCCCGACUACAUCACCGAGAAGCUGUGGCGGAACGCCCUAGAAGCCUGGGCCGUGCCCGUGGUGCUGGGCCCCAGCAGGAGUGACUACGAACAGUUCCUGCCCCCCGACGCCUUCAUCCACGUCCACGACUUCCGGAGCGCCGAGGAACUGGGCCGGUACCUGCAGGCGCUGGACAAGGACCACGCCCGCUACCUGAGCUACUUCCGCUGGAGGGAGACGCUGCGACCUCGGUCAUUCAGUUGGGCCCUGAUGUUCUGCAAGGCCUGCCGGAGGCUGCAGCAGGACUCCACCUACCAGACUGUGCCCAGCAUAGCUGCCUGGUUCACGUGA
Molecule: messenger RNA, 1152 nt
Organism: Puma concolor (puma)
Lineage: Eukaryota; Metazoa; Chordata; Mammalia; Carnivora; Felidae
Product: 3-galactosyl-N-acetylglucosaminide 4-alpha-L-fucosyltransferase FUT3-like
Cellular component (GO): membrane
Molecular function (GO): alpha-(1->3)-fucosyltransferase activity
Source: RefSeq, a predicted model, not a curated record